Messenger RNA from Gryllus bimaculatus (two-spotted cricket), 645 nucleotides. The record is from the annotation of a GenBank genome assembly. NCBI's taxonomy places the organism in Eukaryota, Metazoa, Arthropoda, Insecta, Orthoptera, Gryllidae.
AUUUAAUUUUCCUUCGUUGAGGAGACAAAAUACUGUACAUUUUUUAUCUUGUAUUUGGUGCUUCAGUAAAUAUUAAAAAUUGUGAUAGUACAGUUGAAGAGGUCUUCUUUGUUCAUUUUACUUAAAUCAUUUUUUCAUCGAACAAUAAAACUAUUCUUCAAGAAAAUGGAAAUGAAACCAUUAGUGGAUAUGACAGAACUUCAAACUAUAAGGACAUCAUCAAGCAGUAAUAGUGGAUAUUCAAUAAAUGGUUUACUUAAUUCUCUGUCCAAUAAUGCAGUGGAUCCUUUGGUUUCUUCAGCGGUAGGUUUGCUUCCAACUGCAACAACUACCGUGUCAACAUUAAUGGGCUCUUUCUCAUCAUCACCAAAAUUCACCUAUACAGACGCAGUAUUAGGAGGGCCAUCGGCCAGUUCUCUUGGUGGUGCUAGUGGGCCAAGUUCACCCCUCAGUAUUUCAACACUACCAACAGAUAUUAGGCCAACAGGUGGGCCUGUGAAAAGAAAGCAACGCCGAUACAGGACAACAUUCAGCAAUUUCCAACUGGAAGAAUUAGAAAGAGCAUUUCAUAAAACUCACUACCCAGAUGUCUUUUUCCGAGAAGAACUGGCAAUGAGAAUUGAUUUGACUGAAGCUAGAGUCCAG